AUGUCCGGCAUGAAUGGAAAGGGAGGUCUUCCAGCCUGGAGAUGGUUAUGCAUCAUCGAGGGCGCAGCAACGAUUCCAAUUGACCUGGUCGCAAUGUUCAUCCUGCCGGAUUACUCGGCCAUCACCAAAUGGCUCACUGACAAGGGUCGGAAUGUUACCCACUGGCAAUGGCUUGGAAUUGUCAUCCUAGUUAUCGUUACAACUUGA
Messenger RNA from Penicillium cinerascens, 207 nucleotides. RefSeq lists its product as uncharacterized. The record is from RefSeq and is a predicted model, not a curated record. NCBI's taxonomy places the organism in Eukaryota, Fungi, Ascomycota, Eurotiomycetes, Eurotiales, Aspergillaceae. Gene Ontology annotation, cellular component: membrane. Gene Ontology annotation, molecular function: transmembrane transporter activity. The coding region runs from base 1 to 207 and encodes 68 amino acids. The transcript is spliced from 2 exons.